AUGGGAGGUGCUUACCAUGUCGGAGUUGAGGUGUACUGGCUCGAGUGGUCUUUCGGAUGGUGUGAAGAGGGCAGUGGCGUCUACAUGGUCUUUCCUGGACAAAGUACGCUUGGCACCUUUCGUGAACGAGUUCCACUAGGACGAACACCACUCACAGCAGACGAGGUUUUUCGCGUCUUAGAGAAGAUGCGGCUGGAGUUACCAGGCUCCAACUACGACCUCUUACGCUGCAACUGCGCACACUUCAGCGUGUCCUUUGUGAAGCGACUGCGUGUAAGUGAGGCACCUUCAUGGGUGAACUCCUUGGCGAACGUGGGCGAGCACCUUGUGGCACAGCUGGGCAUGGCAGGGGCCCAGGCUGCAGCAGCUGCGGCAACACCUGCAGAGUCGGACCGGGUGGCCCCGAGAUAUGUGCGGUUUGGGGACGACGACGAGCUGGAGGAUCUCGCGGGUGAGGGUGACGACCAAGCGCUGCGGGAGCUCGCCUGGCGGCGUGCCCAGGCCUUUGUUCUGGAAAAGUUGGCAGAAGCCGAGCGGGAUGCCCGCUCGCUGGACCUGGCAAUGGAACUGAAGUGGGCUCCGACUUCGGAAGACACGGCGCGUACGGCAGCAAGAGUUUCUGAUCUUCUCGAGGAUCCCAGGCUGAUGCAAGCGCUUGCAGAGGCCUCAGCUGCUGGGUUUGGCUUGCCCUGUCCGUUUCUCCGGCAGAAGGAGGAGGCGGGCUGGUCAUUGCUUGGAGACGACGAGUCCGAAGAAGAGCUGGAGGAGGAUGGCUACUGCGGAAAUGUGCAGGUCCGUAAGCUGCUGAAGGGCCAAGGGCGACUGGUCACUGCGAGACUUCGCCUCCGCGGAGCAGCCCUCGAUGACAAGGGCGCUGCGCCGCCGUGGCGCGGGGCCAGCUUCCGCGAGGCACUCCGCCAGGCGGUGGCACCCAAGCGAGGGCUUUCCAUCCGCUGGACCGGACAUGCCGCAGAUCAUUGCCAACUUAGAGGUUGUCACUUCACCGGACCAAGCUCUCUUCGGAUCUCGGGUCGAGACCAGCUGCGGACCUUACGGGGGCAAGGUGUUGCAUGCUCAAGCCCGUCCUGCGGCUCCCGCGCUCUCAAAGCUUUCGGACAAGAGGCACAGGGCUCCGUCGGCUCCGUCGGCUCCGUCGGCUCCGUCGGCUCCGCGGCCUCCGAGCUGGGAGCUCCAGCGGUGGCAAGAGGAGCAGCAGGAGCUCUGGAACGCUCAGCGCGAGCAAUUGCCACGGUGGCGGUGGCAGGUCCAACAGCUCCAGGUUAA
Molecule: messenger RNA, 1284 nt
Organism: Symbiodinium natans
Lineage: Eukaryota; Dinophyceae; Suessiales; Symbiodiniaceae
Source: the annotation of a GenBank genome assembly